Molecule: messenger RNA, 3278 nt
Organism: Alnus glutinosa
Lineage: Eukaryota; Viridiplantae; Streptophyta; Magnoliopsida; Fagales; Betulaceae
Exons: 13
Coding region: 108-2900 (930 amino acids)
Molecular function (GO): protein binding
Source: RefSeq, a predicted model, not a curated record
AGGGCAGCGAAGCAGGCAAACCCCGUUCCGAACUCCCAAAUAUGAAAAUGAAAAUGAAAAACAGGUAGUUAGGGUUUUCAAAGUCCCCGCCAAAAUAUCUCACUUCCAUGGCUCCAGUCAGCGACGAGAAGCCAGAGACGACGACCCCUAUAGCUCCAAAGCCCUCCGCAACCCCCGGCUCUGUAGUCUCUGGCAUUGGCUCUCCUCAACCUCCUCCUCCUCCUACGGACUCUUCAUCGAGCGCCAAGGACCACAUUCUCUCCGUCGCCUCCAAGAUCGCCUCCCAGCCUCUCCAAAACUCCGACCCCGACGUCUGGGCCGUCCUCACCGCCAUCUCCGCCAAUGCCCGCAAACGCCACCAGAGCAUCAAUAUGCUUUUGACUGCGGACGAGCAUUGCAUCGGGCGGUUGGUAGGAGAUACGCGUUUCCAGAUUGAGUCCAAUGCGGUCAGCGCAAAUCAUUGCAAGAUAUAUAGGAGGAGGCUCAGUGCCGAUGAUUCUUCGGAGCACACGGUCUUCCUGAAAGACACGAGCACAAAUGGGACAUAUCUCAAUUGGGAGAAGUUGAGGAAGAGUAGUGCCGAAGCCAGACUCCGUCACGGUGAUAUUAUAUCGUUUGCUGCUCCUCCUCAGCAUGAAAUUUCAUUUGCGUUUGUAUAUCGAGAAGUUCUUGUGUCCACACUCAUGGCAGAUGGUGCAGUUUCAAAAAGAAAAGCAGAGGAGUUUGUUACCGACAACAAGAGACUAAAAGGUAUUGGCAUUGGUGCUCCUGAGGGACCUAUCUCUCUUGAUGAUUUUCGAAGCCUUCAACGGUCAAACAUGGAACUGAGAAAGCAAUUGGAAAAUCAGGUCCUUACAAUUGAUGCAUUGCGUGAUGAGAAUCGCGCAUCAGUUCAGCGUCAUGAAAAUGAAAUGAAAGAACUCAAAGAAUCAGUUUCAAAGUCAUACCUUGAUCAACUAAAUGGGUUGCACCAUACAUUGGAGGUCAAACAGAGAGAGCUGGAGUCGAUCAAUAGAAUAUCUGCAGAACAAAAACAUGCUAUGGAAGACCUUAACCGAAGACUUAGUGAUUCUUUACAGUCAUGUACAGAAGCUAAUGCAAUAAUGAAGAGUCAGAAGGCAUCUAUAGCUGAACUCAAGGCACAAUUAUUUGAAGAGCGAGAUCAGAGGAGAGAAGAACGAGAAAAGGCUGCAGCAGAUUUAAAAGCAGCAGUGCAGAGAGCACAGUUAGAGGCACAAGAGGAAUUAAAACGAUUGUCUGAUGCAUCCUCAAGACGAGAAAGGGAGUUUCAAGAAGUGAUUAAUAAGCUUCAGGAAUCAGAGAGAGAAAGGUGUUUGCUAGUGGAUACUUUGAGGUCCAAACUGGAAGACACUAGGCAAAAGUUGGUUAUCUCUGACAAUAAAGUCCGUCAGCUGGAAACCCAAAUUUGUGAAGAACAGCUAGCCUCUGCAAAUGGAAGAAAGAGAGCGGAAGAACUUGAUCAUGAAAUGAAAAGAUUGAGGAAAGAGCUUGAGAUUGAGAAGCAGUCAGCUCGAGAAGAAGCAUGGGCUAAGGUUUCUGCCCUUGAACUUGAGAUAAAUGCCACAAUUCGGGAUCUUGAUUUUGAGAGACAAAGGCUAAGAGGUGCCAGAGAAAGAAUUAUGCUUCGGGAAACACAGCUACGAGCAUUUUAUUCCACAACUGAGGAGAUUUCGGUACUGUUUGCUAAACAGCAGGAACAACUGAAGGCAAUGCAGAAGACUUUGGAAGAUCAGGAGAAUUAUGAGAACACGUCACUUGAUAUCGACCUCAAUGUACCAAUUGGGGUCAUAAAGGGAACCUUAGGUAGAGAAAAAGAAGAAACAGGGUUCUGUAGUAAAAUCACUGCUAAGGCAGGCCCAGCUGCUUCAGCACAGGGGUUUGACAGAAAUCAAGUUGAAACUUCUAGUGAUGAAGACAGCAUUACUGAGAAGCAUGACUGUGGUUUUAGAAGCCAAGAAUGUCAAAAUACCCAAGAGGCUGAAUUUACAAGUUCAGACCAUUGUGUCAAGGCUGGCUUUGGUUCUGACAUUGAUGGUGUUGGCACAGCACCUGUUUUUGAGGGAGAUGCCGUUGGCACUGAGCGAGUUCUUGAAACUGAAAGCCCUGCACUUGAUGGUGAACGCAAUAUUGAUUUGAACAAGUGCAGCACUUUAGCUGGGGAUACAAUGCAGCUUGACGAUGAAGCCCAUGUGCAAGAAACUGAUGAGCAAACACUUUGUCAGGGAGCUAUGCAUCACUCUCAAUCAAAUAAUCCCCUUGAAAAUUUGAAGUCUAUGGAAGAUACGGAAGCUGAAGGCACAAUAAGAACGGCAGACCUUUUAGCUUCCGAAGUUGCAGGUAGCUGGGCUUGUAGCACAGCUCCUUCCGUCCACGGAGAGAAUGAAUCCCCUAGAAGUAGGGACAAUGACGGGGAAGCUGCUGCAGCUCAACAUGAUUCCAAUGUUCAGGUGGCUGAGAGUCAAAGUGCCUCCUCUUCUGAGGGUAUUGCCAAAAGGAAUGUAUCUCCAAGAAGUAGAGGCAAUGAUGAGGAAGGUGCUGCUGCUCUACACGAUUCCAGUGUUCAGGUAGCUGAGAGUCAAAUUACCCCCUCUUCUGAGGCUGCUGCCAAAAGACGUAAUCAGGAAUGUCAAGCACUAAGUGAAAUGAUUGGAAUUGUUGCUCCCGACUUAAAGGAUCAGUUUGGUGGUGCAAUGGAUGAUGAUUGUGAUCGAGGGAGAGAAAGGCGGGGUUCUACUUCCAACUCAGAUACUGAGAGUUGCACCGACAAUGGUGAUGAUGAUGAUGCAGUUGAGGAUAGUGAUCAAGCUGAUGAGGAUCAGAAACCGGAUGAUCCAAUGGAUGAGGAUGACGAAGCUACCCAAGACGAUUCUCUUGGAUAGGUCUAUAGAGAGGUGCACAAAGUUUCUUUCUUUUUUCUGGUCUGGAUGGGUGGACAAGGCUGUAAAUACUGAAGACCUAUAUCAUAGUUUCCUUUUUUCUUUUUCUUUUUAUUCAGAAAUUUGACCUAAUGUAUCCAAGGCCCUGAUUAUAGUGUACAUGCUGUGUAUGGCUUUUUUCUAGCUUUCCUUCUCUGAGUUUAGUUCUUUCAGCUCAAAAAUCCACACUCCUGAAAUGGGUACACUUUUAGGUUUUUAAGCAGGACCAGAAGGACGCUUCAUAAUUUCUCCCAGUCGCAUUUUACUUUAAUUUUUGUUUUCUAGUUUAUGAUUUUGAAGGAUUUCUCUUUGCUCAGUCAACAGAGGCUAUUGCUUCUCUAA